Molecule: messenger RNA, 2928 nt
Organism: Camellia sinensis
Lineage: Eukaryota; Viridiplantae; Streptophyta; Magnoliopsida; Ericales; Theaceae
Source: RefSeq, a predicted model, not a curated record
GCAGUAAAAGCUUUGCACAAUGCCAGUAAGAUGUUGAAUGAGUAAGACCGACCAAAUUAAAAAACUCAUGAACAAAAUUAGGAGUUUCAAAUGUACACACACACAUACACAAAAAUAUAUAUAUAUAUAUAUUAAACCUGCAGAGUCUUAUGCUCUCUUUUGAGAAUCUUUGUUUCAAGAGAGUAAUCUCUCUCUCUCUCUCUCUCCCUUAAAAUCUCCUAAUAGUUUAUUAGAAACAAGUAGCAGAGUGACAAGUCACAUUUACAUGCAUCUUAGCAUUAUAAAUAUGUCUUAUCUUUUUAGCACUGAAUAACUUGCGUUGUGGAUAAAAAGCCCUUUUGUAUAGUAACUUUUUCCAUCUAAAUGAAUAUAGGUUUCCUGGCAUGCAAGACCAAAUUAAAAUGGCCUGUCCAGUUUGUUGUAAAACUUGCAGCUGUAAAGCAUGCUUGAAAAAUCAAUCUAAAGAAGAUGAACACAAGGAUCAUUUUAGGAAUGAUGAAAAGAAGGUUGACAAAGUUCAACAAUUGCAUUACCUAAUAUAUAUGCUUUUGCCUGUGCUUGAACGAAUAAAUCGAGAUCAGAGCAUUGAGCUGGAGUUAGAAGCAAAAAUAAAAGGGAAAAAAAUAUCUGAAGUCCAGGUUCAGCAGGCUGAAUUUAGUUGCACAAAGCUACACUUCUGCAAUAACUGCCAAACAUCAGUGGUGGAUUUCCAUAGAAGCUGUGGCCAUUGUUCAUAUAACCUUUGCUUAAGUUGUUUGGAGCUUUUUCGGGGGUCCUUACACAGAGGUCUGAAAGCAUUUAACUCUAAAUGCCGUAAUAAAAGUAAAGCUUGUAUUUCUGAUGACAAGGUACCAUCAAAGAUGGAAAAGACAAGCACGUCUAGGCAGGAUGGUAGCAGUAGAUACCUUGCUUCUCCUUCAAUAUUACCCAAGUGGAAAGCUUGUAAUGAUGAUGGCAGUAUAAUUUGCCCGCCCAUGGCUUUCGGUGGUUGUGGUGAUGGCCUCCUUGAUUUGAGAUGUGUAUUCCCCUUCAGUUGGACUAAAGAGCUGGAAGUAAGUGCAGAACAAAUAGUUUGCAGCUACAAUGUUCCGGAAACUUUAGAUCCUUCUUCAUGUUGCUCGCUAUGUACGAGCAUGGACAACAAAGCCAUUGAAAGCAAGCUGUUGCAAGGAGCAGCUUCAAGAGAAGAUUCCAGUGACAAUGUUCUGUACUACCCCACUGUACAAGAUCUUCGUGAUGAGAACCUUGAACACUUUCAAAAGCACUGGGGUAAAGGUCAUCCUGUUAUAGUUCGUAGUGUGCUCAAGAGUACACCAGAUCUGAAUUGGGAUCCAGUUGUUAUGUUCUGCACUUACCUUGAGAAGAACAGGACCAGAUCACGAAAUGAUAAAGAAACCAAUAAAGCUACAAAUUGUUUGGAUUGGUGUGAGAUAGAAAUAUGUAGCAAGCAGAUAUUUAUGGGGUCUCUGGAGGGGCGGUCACAUGCAAAUAUGCGGUAUGAGAUGUUGAAAUUGAAAGUCUGGAUUUCUUCAUAUUUAUUUCAAGAACAGUUUCCAGAACAUCAUGCUGAGAUCAUCCGUGCUCUACCACUUCAGGAGUACAUGAACCCAAUGUCCGGUCUUUUUAAUUUGGCUCUAAAUCUGCCACAGGAUUCAUCAAAGCCUGAAUUAGGUCCUUGUAUAAAUAUCUCAUUUGGCAGCCCAGAGGAUUUAAUGCAGGAUGAUUUUGCAACAAAACUUUGUUAUAGUUCACAUGAUGUGGUUAAUAUUCUGGUGCAUACAACAGAUGUUCCAAUUUCCACAGAACAGCUUUCCAAAAUUAAAAAUUUAAUGAAGAAAUACAAUGCUCAAGAUCAUAAGGAUCCUACUAGGAAUACAACUGAUCAGAAAAAGGAAAAUGAAGUAGAAGAAAAAUCAUCAGUGCUUAGUGACAACACGGAAGAAUCAGGUUUGCAGGAUAUGAUCGAAGAAGGGUUGCCCUUACCUAAUGGAGUUGCUAAAGUGUCUUUGUUCACUGGUGACUCACAAAAAACCUGCAAUUUAAGUGUCAAAAAUGCAAAUAUGUCCCGUGCCAGAGGACAUGAUUCUGUAUCUGAUUCUGAAGCCUCAAUCCUUUGCUCUGGAACCAUUCAGAGCUCUGAAGAAUCAGAUGAUCAGAAAUUUCUCCGAGAUCAUACUGAAAGCACUAGUUGUUCUGGGGAGGAACCAGUUGCUGAAUUUUCUGGUGCCCAAUGGGACAUUUUUCGCCGACAAGAUGUCCCAAAGCUUCUAGAAUACCUUUCAAGACACUCUAAUGAGUUCAGACACACAUGUUGCUUUCCAAAACAAGUUGUUCAUCCAAUUCUUGAUCAGAGUUUUUACCUUGAUGCAACUCACAAAAUCAGGCUUAAGGAGGAAUUUAAUAUUGAACCAUGGACGUUUGAGCAACACCUUGGAGAAGCUGUCAUUGUUCCCUCUGGAUGUCCAUAUCAAAUUAGAAAACUGAAGCCCUGCGUUAAUGUCAUUUUGGACUUCAUCUCACCUGAAAAUGCUACUGAGUGCAUCAAUUUGAUUGAUGAACUUCGUCUACUUCCUGUACACCAUCAAGCCAGGAAAAAUAUGCUGGAGGUGAAGAAAAUGACCCUCUGUAGUAUUUGUACGGCAAUCAAGGAAAUCCAUAAUCUUACAGGUGCAGAGUAAGUAAGCCCUAUUGAAUCAUGUGAUUCUUUGAGCUUUUGUGUCUUACUUCUCUGGAUUGUAUUGUCUUUGUUGGUUAGUCUUUGUGCAGUCAUCAGGAUAUAGGAUGGUACUCAUCAAUAUGGUUUUUAAUAACAUUUUCUUUAAAUAUCUUAUUUUUUAAUAACAUUUAUGUUAAGCGCCUGGUUUUUGGCACUCAGUGUUUUGUUCUGUUGACCGCUUUAUAUAUAUCACAUGUUGGUUUCAUUUGCAA